AUGGGUAUUCCCAAGUUUUUCAGAUUUAUAUCGGAGAGAUGGCCGUUGAUUUCUCAGUUGAUUGAUGAGAAGCAAAUACCCGAGUUCGACAAUUUGUACCUUGAUAUGAACUCGAUUUUGCACACGUGUACACAUUCGAACGAUGGUUCAAUAACACGCAUAUCGGACGAUCAAAUGUACGCUGCGAUAUUCAACUAUAUCGAUCACUUAUUCAGCAUUAUCAAGCCGAAAAAGACAUUUUAUAUGGCCAUUGAUGGGGUUGCGCCCAGAGCCAAAAUGAACCAGCAAAGAGCAAGAAGAUUCAGAACAGCUUAUGAGGCUGAGAUAAACUUGAAAAAGGCGAUUGAGAAUGGUGAGGAACUUCCAAAAGAGGAUCCUUUUGACUCCAACUCGAUCACGCCAGGUACGGAAUUUAUGGCCAAGUUGACGGACAAUUUGAAAUAUUUUGUGCAUAAAAAGAUCACGGAGGACUCACGGUGGGCAAACAUUGAAAUCGUGUUGAGUGGUCACGAAGUUCCUGGGGAAGGUGAACACAAGAUUCAAGAGUUUAUUAGGUCUUUGAGGUCUCAAGAUGACUACGACCCAAAUUUGAGACAUUGUAUUUACGGAUUAGAUGCAGACUUAAUCAUGUUGGGACUUGUAAGUCAUGAUCCUCAUUUUGCGUUGUUACGAGAAGAGGUAACUUUCGGUAACCGAAAGGGCUCCUCUGGCCCCAAAGAUGUAACUGAUCAAAAAUUCUUUCUUUUGCAUUUGUCGUUGGUGAGAGAAUACUUGGAGUUGGAGUUUAAGGAAAUUGAGGAGCAAGUCAACUUUGAGUACGAUUUUGAGAAGGUUUUAGAUGACUUUAUUCUCAUUAUGUACGUUAUUGGUAACGACUUCUUGCCUCAUCUACCCGACUUACACUUGAACAAAGGUGCAUUUCCUUUAUUGAUUUCUACAUUUAAGCAAAGCUUACUUCAAUCUGAUGGGUAUAUCAAUGAAGAUGGGAAAAUCAACUUGCGGAGAUUAAAUAUUUGGGUGCACCAUUUGUCGGAUUUUGAAUUUGAAAAUUUCGAAGAAAGAGAAGUUGAUGUUGAAUGGUUUAACAAAAAACUUGAUGAUGUUUCCAUAUCUGGGGAGAAAAAGAGGAAAAAAAUUGGCAGGUUGUUAAUUUUGAAGGAACAAAAGAAGUUGGUGGGUUUUAUCAAGCCAUGGCUUAUGGAAGUUUCAAGUCACCCAGUUAACGAACUAAUCGAAUUGGCAAAUGAAGAUAAAUUGCCAACAUUGAAAUUGAACAAAGAAGAUGUGGAAAAGAAUAUGGAUUUUCUUAAGCAAUUUGCAUUGGAAGCUGGAUUCUUGAUUGUGCACUCGAAAUCGGAUGAUUCUUAUGUGGCCAGGUUAGACAUUGAUGGGCUAUCCCCAUCUGAAUCGGAAGAAGAUUAUGAUGAGCGUAUCAGCGAAUUGAGAAAGACGGUCAAGUCGUAUCAAGCUGCUAACUUGGUUGAGAGUCAGGAUGUUUUCGGUGAAACCAAGGGUGUAUAUGAGGAAAAGUUUAAAACUUGGAAAAACAGUUAUUAUGAGGAGAAAUUACAUUUCUCCAUUGAUGAUAAAGACAAGUUGGUUGAAAUGACAGAGCAUUAUGUGGAAGGAUUACAGUGGGUUUUGUAUUACUAUUAUCGUGGUUGCCCGUCAUGGAAUUUCUAUUAUAGGUACCACUAUGCGCCAAGGAUUUCUGACAUAUCGCUUGGUUUGGAAGAGUUGAUUAAGAAGGGAGUUGAGAUUACUUUUGAAAAAUCGAAACCAUUUAAACCGUUUGAACAAUUGAUGGCGGUGCUUCCUGCAAGGUCUAGAAAAUUGAUGCCGGCUGUUUACAGGCCAUUGAUGACAGAUGAAAAGUCUCCAAUCAUUGGUUUCUACCCACAUGAGGUUGACAUUGAUAUGAAUGGAAAGACUGCCAGUUGGGAGGCUGUUGUUUUAUUGGACUUUGUUGAUGAGAAAAAAUUGCUUGAGGCUUUGGAGCCAAUUGAACUGAAAUUGACACCUGAGGAAGCCAAAAGAAACUCCUAUGGUUAUAAUAUCAAGUUUGUCAGUAAUCCGCAAAUUGAUAAAGUGUAUCCUUCUCCAUUACCAGGAUUUUUCCAUGACUUAGAGCACGACAAGUGUUAUGAAACAAAGUUUGUGUUGCCCGAAGUGAGUGAGUACAAGAUUGGGAAAUUGGAAGAUGCACGUACAGGUACUGAUUUACUGGCUGGAUUCCCAACCUUGCAAUCAAUUCCCUUCACAUCGGAAUUGGCAUUAAACGAAGUCAAGGUGUUUAACUUUUCAUCUAAAUCAGAAUCAAUGGUAUUGAAUAUUGAAGAUGUCUGGUCAGACAUGACCCUGCGUCAAUUUGCUCAAAGCUUUGCAGGUAAAUUGGUGUACAGCAACUGGCCAUUCUUGAGAGAGUGCAAAGUUGUAAAAGUUGUGGAUGGUGAGAACAGUUAUGAGUCAGUUAGGAACGUUAAGGGUUUCAAGCAUGUGGUUACUACUGAAUUGAGUCCCGAAGACAGGAGAAUAUACCGUUCCACGUGUAACAAUUUGGAUUACUUUUGGGACAAGACCAAAGGUGUCAAACUUGGAUCUAUUGAGGUAUUGGUCCACGUGAAAGCAGUGAAUGGGUUAAUUAGAAAUCCUAAAGGUGCGUAUGUCAAGACGUACUCAAAAGACGUUGAAGUUUUCCCAUUGCAAUUGAUUGUCAAGGAUGUGACUCACAAGGAUGAGAGGUUUGCCACUAGACCACCUUUACCAGUUGAAGAGGAAUUCCCAUUGCACUCUCAAGUUAUCUUUCUCGGUGAUUUGGGAUAUGGGGCACCGGCACAGGUUGUUGGGUACUCUGGUGACAAAUUGAGUAUCAGGGUCUCCAAAAUCUCUUCAGUUGCUGAGCCCAAUAUUGGUAAAAGACGACAAAGCAUUGAAGCAAAACAAAUCAACUAUGUCCCAUCCUUUGACGUUAGUAAGAAGCUUGGAAUAAAUGCACUUUUGUUGUCCAAAAUCACCAGCCAGUACGUGAUUCAGGAUGGUAAUAAAAAGGUUAAUAUUGGAUUGGAGUUGAAAUUUCAAAGCAAGAGACAAAAAGUCUUGGGAUACACCAGACAACUGGCUAAUGGAAAAUUUUGGGAAUACUCCCCAUUGGCUAUCAAUUUAGUGCAGACAUAUAAGCAGAAAUUCCCAAAAUUGUUAGCAAGAUUAGGUCAAUUCAAAGGCUCAGAUAUACCAAGUUUGAAAGAUUUGUCGAAUGUAGAAGAUAUCAAUGACGUCAAAAAAUGGUUGAAAGAGGUCAAGGCUGAUUUGAUCCCAGUCUCAUUGGAGAGUCAAUCAUUUACCAAGUUCAGUUUCGCUGCUAUUGAGCAAUAUAUGGAGAACUACGUUUUGAAUCAAAUUCCUUUGAUCAACAAGGAUAUCCGAGGUGUUCCAAGAAAUGCAAUUCUCAAUGCUAGCGAAUCGUAUCAAUUGUUGAGUGAUCAGAAAUUUGAAUUGGGUGAUCGUGUUGAGUAUGUACAAGAUUUCGGAAAAGUGCCAAUCAUGUCCAAGGGAACAGUGGCUUCUAUAAUCACUGUUGGUUCAAAGAUUUCCUUGGGUGUGAUAUUUGAUGUGCCCCAAUUGAGUGGGAACAACAUGAAUGGUAAACUUCAAACCAGCCGUGGGCUUUUAUUAGAUUCUUCAUUGGUUCUUAAUUUGAGCAAUAGGCAAUUUGUUUACCACUCGAAAGCUUCAAGACAAAGAAAGCCUUUGACUGAGGAGGAGAAAGUUGCUCGUAUCAAGGCAGCUCAGGCAAAAAAAUUUGCCAAGCCUCAACUGCAAUCAGACGAGAAGAGAAAAGAGUCAACUGCAUCACAUCAAGGUGGUGAGAAUGCAGAGAGCAAAGCAAAGGGAUCUAACGAGUUGUUGUCUUUGUUGAGGAAGAAACAGGAUGACAAGUUAAAGAAUACAAAAGCCGAAACCAAAGAGUCUGAAAAUGAGCAAAAUCAACCUCACAAUUCUCAUGCGGCAAAACAAAUUUACAACCAAAUUUUUUCCAACGUAAUGAGUGAAGGGGCACCUCACCUAGUUAACGGUGGCCAUUAUGCUCAAAAUGGUCCACCAAAUGGUCCACCAAAUGGUCAACCAGCUCCACUCGCACCUUAUGGAUUACCACCCGGUGCUUACUAUCAGCAAGUUCCAUACCAAGGUGCGCCACCACCUAGUUUCCCACCUCAAUAUGGCCAGCCGCAACAGCAACAUGUCCCUGCAUUCAGCAAUACUACUACUGCAAACGAACCUUCCGACAGAGCUACUACAGAGUCAAAUGCUAUUGAUAGGUUUUUGAAGUCUGCACAGGAGUCGAAAGCUCCCAAAAACAAAAAGGACAUUAAGGAGUAG
Messenger RNA from Lodderomyces theae, 4377 nucleotides. RefSeq names its product chromatin-binding exonuclease (gene KEM1). The record is from RefSeq and is a predicted model, not a curated record. Gene Ontology annotation, biological process: rRNA catabolic process; nuclear-transcribed mRNA catabolic process. The transcript has 2 exons. Lineage: Eukaryota; Fungi; Ascomycota; Pichiomycetes; Serinales; Debaryomycetaceae. Gene Ontology annotation, cellular component: nucleus. Bases 1 to 4377 code for a protein of 1458 amino acids. Gene Ontology annotation, molecular function: 5'-3' RNA exonuclease activity; RNA binding.